AUGCGACGGAGCCCGUGGCGGCUAGGGCCCCGUCGGGGCUCCGGCGGAGCCCGUGCAGGCGGCGGUCCCCCGCAUCGUCACCACCUGGGCCCGACCACCGUGGCGCCGCCCGUGUACGUGACCCCGCGCGCCCCGCAGCCAGUGGAAGCGGUCCAGGCGCCCGUGGAGCCCGUGGGGGCGCCGGUGGAGCCAGUGCACGCCGCGCCGGGGCCGCUUGAGGCAGCCCAGGCGCCCGUGGAGCCCGUCGGGGCUCCGGCGGAGCCCGUGCAGGCGGCGGUCCCCCGCAUCGUCACCACCCUGGGCCCGACCACCGUGGCGCCGCCCGUGUACGUGACCCCGCGCGCCCCGCAGCCAGUGGAAGCGGUCCAGGCGCCCGUGGAGCCCGUGGGGGCGCCGGUGGAGCCAGUGCACGCCGCGCCGGGGCCGCUUGAGGCAGCCCAGGCGCCCGUGGAGCCCGUCGGGGCUCCGGCGGAGCCCGUGCAGGCGGCGGUCCCCCGCAUCGUCACCACCCUGGGCCCGACCACCGUGGCGCCGCCCGUGUACGUGACCCCGCGCGCCCCGCAGCCAGUGGAAGCGGUCCAGGCGCCCGUGGAGCCCGUGGGGGCGCCGGUGGAGCCAGUGCACGCCGCGCCGGGGCCGCUUGAGGCAGCCCAGGCGCCCGUGGAGCCCGUCGGGGCUCCGGCGGAGCCCGCGUAUGCGGCGCCACAGGUCGAGGUGCGGGAGAUCAUCAAGGAGGUUCCAGUCGUCACCAUCCGCACCGUGGAGAGGAUCGAGGAGGUGCCCCAAAUCCAGAUCCAGGAGGUGAUACGGGAGGUGCCCACGGUGCAGGAGGUAGAGGUGAUCAAACAAGUGGUUGUCCCGCAGAUUCAGGAGGUCAUCAAGGUGGUCCAUGUGCCGCAUGUCCAGACCGUCGAGAAGAUCGUCGAGGUUCCACACAUCCGACGCACCACGCGGGAAGUGGAGGUGCCGCAGAUCGAGACUCGCGAGGUCAUCAAGCAGGUGUUCAAAGAGGAGGUGCGCGAGGUUGUCAGGGAGGUCCCCAAGGUUGAGGUGCAGACCGUUGAGAAGAUCGUCGAGGUCCCGCAAGUCCAAUACCAAGAGAAGAUCGUCGAGGUCGUGGAGGAGCGGGUGGAGGAGGUGAUCAAGCAGGUGCCGACGGCGAUUGUGCAGGAAGUCGUCCGCGAGGUGCCGCGGAUCCACGUGCAGAAGGUGGAGAAGAUCGUACACGGCGCGCCUCAGGUGCAGACCGUGGAGCGAAUCGUCGAGAUCCCUCAGAUCAGGACCGUGGUCUUGCCGGCCUCGGAGCCAGCGGUCGAGCCUCUGCCGGCGCGUUCCACGACGGUCGGCAUCUAG
Molecule: messenger RNA, 1353 nt
Organism: Prorocentrum cordatum
Lineage: Eukaryota; Dinophyceae; Prorocentrales; Prorocentraceae
Source: the annotation of a GenBank genome assembly